AGUUCCUUCUAGGCUUUUCCGCGGAGGGAUCUCUGAGGGUGUGGCGUCACCGAUGACUAUAUAAAGGGGCACCGGGCGUGGCGCAAUCAGUUGGUCGGCUCCGGAGUUCGUUUGCUGUUCUUCUGUGCUCGGUGCUGCUGCCGCCGCCGCCACUUGACAAUGCAGAUCUUCGUGAAGACCCUGACCGGUAAAACCAUCACUCUCGAGGUGGAGCCCAGCGACACCAUCGAGAACGUGAAGGCCAAGAUCCAGGACAAGGAGGGCAUCCCCCCUGACCAGCAGAGGCUGAUCUUUGCCGGCAAGCAGCUGGAAGAUGGACGCACCCUGUCUGACUACAACAUCCAGAAGGAGUCCACUCUCCACCUGGUCCUGCGUCUGAGGGGCGGCAUGCAGAUCUUCGUGAAGACCCUGACCGGUAAGACCAUCACCCUGGAGGUGGAGCCCAGCGACACCAUUGAGAACGUGAAGGCCAAGAUCCAGGACAAGGAGGGCAUCCCCCCUGACCAGCAGAGGCUGAUCUUUGCCGGCAAGCAGCUGGAAGAUGGACGCACUCUGUCUGACUACAACAUCCAGAAGGAGUCCACUCUCCACCUGGUCCUGCGUCUGAGGGGCGGCAUGCAGAUCUUCGUGAAGACCCUGACCGGUAAGACCAUCACCCUGGAGGUGGAGCCCAGCGACACCAUCGAGAACGUGAAGGCCAAGAUCCAGGACAAGGAGGGCAUCCCUCCUGACCAGCAGAGGCUGAUCUUUGCCGGCAAGCAGCUGGAAGAUGGACGCACCCUGUCUGACUACAACAUCCAGAAGGAGUCCACUCUCCACCUGGUCCUGCGUCUGAGGGGCGGCAUGCAGAUCUUCGUGAAGACCCUGACCGGUAAGACCAUCACCCUGGAGGUGGAGCCCAGCGACACCAUCGAGAACGUGAAGGCCAAGAUCCAGGACAAGGAGGGCAUCCCUCCUGACCAGCAGAGGCUGAUCUUUGCCGGCAAGCAGCUGGAAGAUGGACGCACCCUGUCUGACUACAACAUCCAGAAGGAGUCCACUCUCCACCUGGUCCUGCGUCUGAGGGGCGGCAUGCAGAUCUUCGUGAAGACCCUGACCGGUAAGACCAUCACCCUGGAGGUGGAGCCCAGCGACACCAUUGAGAACGUGAAGGCCAAGAUCCAGGACAAGGAGGGCAUCCCCCCUGACCAGCAGAGGCUGAUCUUUGCCGGCAAGCAGCUGGAAGAUGGACGCACCCUGUCUGACUACAACAUCCAGAAGGAGUCCACCCUCCACCUGGUCCUGCGUCUGAGGGGCGGCAUGCAGAUCUUCGUGAAGACCCUGACCGGUAAGACCAUCACCCUGGAGGUGGAGCCCAGCGACACCAUCGAGAACGUGAAGGCCAAGAUCCAGGACAAGGAGGGCAUCCCUCCUGACCAGCAGAGGCUGAUCUUUGCCGGCAAGCAGCUGGAAGAUGGACGCACUCUGUCUGACUACAACAUCCAGAAGGAGUCCACUCUCCACCUGGUCCUGCGUCUGAGGGGCGGCAUGCAGAUCUUCGUGAAGACCCUGACCGGUAAGACCAUCACCCUGGAGGUGGAGCCCAGCGACACCAUCGAGAACGUGAAGGCCAAGAUCCAGGACAAGGAGGGCAUCCCCCCUGACCAGCAGAGGCUGAUCUUUGCCGGCAAGCAGCUGGAAGAUGGACGCACUCUGUCUGACUACAACAUCCAGAAGGAGUCCACUCUCCACCUGGUCCUGCGUCUGAGGGGCGGCAUGCAGAUCUUCGUGAAGACCCUGACCGGUAAGACCAUCACCCUGGAGGUGGAGCCCAGCGACACCAUUGAGAACGUGAAGGCCAAGAUCCAGGACAAGGAGGGCAUCCCCCCUGACCAGCAGAGGCUGAUCUUUGCCGGCAAGCAGCUGGAAGAUGGACGCACCCUGUCUGACUACAACAUCCAGAAGGAGUCCACCCUCCACCUGGUCCUGCGUCUGAGGGGCGGCAUGCAGAUCUUUGUGAAGACCCUGACCGGUAAGACCAUCACCCUGGAGGUGGAGCCCAGCGACACCAUCGAGAACGUGAAGGCCAAGAUCCAGGACAAGGAGGGCAUCCCUCCUGACCAGCAGAGGCUGAUCUUUGCCGGCAAGCAGCUGGAAGAUGGACGCACCCUGUCUGACUACAACAUCCAGAAGGAGUCCACCCUCCACCUGGUCCUGCGCCUCAGGGGCGGCAUGCAGAUCUUUGUGAAGACCCUGACCGGUAAGACCAUCACCCUGGAGGUGGAGCCCAGCGACACCAUUGAGAACGUGAAGGCCAAGAUCCAGGACAAGGAGGGCAUCCCCCCUGACCAGCAGAGGCUGAUCUUUGCCGGCAAGCAGCUGGAAGAUGGACGCACUCUGUCUGACUACAACAUCCAGAAGGAGUCCACCCUCCACCUGGUCCUGCGCCUCAGGGGCGGCAUGCAGAUCUUUGUGAAGACCCUGACCGGUAAGACCAUCACCCUGGAGGUGGAGCCCAGCGACACCAUUGAGAACGUGAAGGCCAAGAUCCAGGACAAGGAGGGCAUCCCCCCUGACCAGCAGAGGCUGAUCUUUGCCGGCAAGCAGCUGGAAGAUGGACGCACCCUGUCUGACUACAACAUCCAGAAGGAGUCCACUCUCCACCUGGUCCUGCGCCUCAGGGGUGGUGUGUAAACUAUCCCCUUUCAUUUAAGCUUCAACAAAUUUCAUUGCACUUUCAAUAAAGUUGUUGCAUUCCA
This is a messenger RNA of Erinaceus europaeus (western European hedgehog), 2738 nucleotides long. RefSeq names its product ubiquitin C (gene UBC). NCBI's taxonomy places the organism in Eukaryota, Metazoa, Chordata, Mammalia, Eulipotyphla, Erinaceidae. Gene Ontology annotation, biological process: protein ubiquitination; modification-dependent protein catabolic process. The record is from RefSeq and is a predicted model, not a curated record. The transcript has 2 exons. Bases 160 to 2673 code for a protein of 837 amino acids. Gene Ontology annotation, cellular component: nucleus; cytoplasm. Gene Ontology annotation, molecular function: ubiquitin protein ligase binding; protein tag activity.